Messenger RNA from Heterocephalus glaber (naked mole-rat), 4079 nucleotides. The record is from RefSeq and is a predicted model, not a curated record. Lineage: Eukaryota; Metazoa; Chordata; Mammalia; Rodentia; Bathyergidae.
GGCCCGGGGCUGUCCCCAGACACACAGGGUGUGGCCUUGUUACCUCCUCCAGCAGCCGCCCUGCCCCAACCCUCCAACAGCUGCGGGAAACCGGGUGGCACCCAGCCCCCGCUCGUGGGCACGGACACGCGCGAGGGAGGGCCCUGGGUGCCCCGGGCCCCUCUCCAAGCCUCGCUCUCCAAGCCAGAGUGGGGAAACAGCUCCCCGGGGGCCGCCGCGCCUCCCUCCCCCUCCCCCGCAGCCGGGACCUGGGAAGGCGAGCUGGAGCGAGGAAAGGUUCGGGAAGACUCGGGAAGACUCGGGACGCCCCUCCCCAGCCCGGCCCGGAGGGGCGGCCUCUCCCCGCCCCCAGCCAGUUCCCUCCGGAGUCUGGGCCAAGUGGGCGCGCCCGCCCGCCCCAGCCGGGAGGGAUUCGGUGUCUGCUGCAGCUGGUAGUGCGCGGGCGCGGGCGCGGCGGUCGGCUGGGCCGGCUAUUAAUAACGCGCCCCCGGAGCCCGGGUCGCGCAGCCAUGGCCAGCCCGGAGUCCCGGAGUGCCGGGGACGGCGUAGCCCAGGCCUCGAGGGAAAUAAGAGCAGAAGCCAUUUCUCUUCAAGAGAAUUCUGAACCCCUGAAUGAGGCUGAGACCUUGAACCCAGAAGCUACUCUAUCUUUGGAAGGGACUGUGAACCUGGAAGACAUUCUCUACCUAGGGGACACAGGUGACUUCGAAGAGACACUUUACAUGGAGGAGCCUGAGAGUCCAGAGGCGAUACUGUAUAUUGAGGAGACUGGGCAGCCAGAGGCACUAUUGGUGGAAGAGCCUGUGAGUGCAAGGGAGAUGCAGUAUGAGGAGACUGAGAAGCCAAAUCUGGAACAGCCUGUGGAUCUAGCAAAGAGCCUGAGCCCAGAGCAAAUUGUCUGUGAGGGAGAGAUGACUGAAAGGGAGGAAAAAUCCAACCCUGAGGAGAACCUCAAACCUGAGCGGAGCCCCAGCCCAGAGGAGAACCUGAGCAUUGAGGAUCUGGAACUGCUAGAGGGCCGUUUCCAGCAGUGUGUGCAAGCAGUGGCCCAGCUGGAAGAGGAGCGGGAUCAGCUCAUCCAUGAGCUGGUGCUGCUCCGAGAACCAGCCCUGCAGGAGGUACAGCAAGUCCAUCAGGACAUCCUGGCUGCCUAUAAGCUGCACGCGCAGGCAGAACUGGAGAGAGAUGGGCUAAGGGAAGAGAUCAGGCUGGUCAAGCAGAAGCUAUUCAAGGUGACCAAGGAAUGUGUGGCCUACCAGUACCAGUUGGAGUGCCGUCAGCAGGACGUGGCUCAGUUCACUGAUUUCCGGGAAGUGCUGACCACAAAGGCAGCCCAGCUGUCUGGAGAACUGGCCCAACUCCAGGAUGCCUAUCAGAAGCAGAAGGAGCAGUUGAGGCAACAACUAGAAGAGCCUCCAAGCCAGAGGGAUGGGCACUUUCUCCAGGAGAGCCGGCAGCUGUCUGCCCAGUUUGAACAUCUUAUGGCAGAGAGCCGCCAGGGCCUGGAGGAGGAAUAUGAGCCUCAGCUACUGCGGCUCCUGGAGAGGAAAGAAUCGGGGACCAAAGCUCUGCAGAAAACCCAGGCUGAGAUCCAGGAGAUGAAGGAGGCUCUGAGACCCCUGCAAGCAGAGGCCCGGCAGCUCCACCUGCAAAAGAGGAACCUGGAGGACCAGAUCAUGCUUGUGAGGCAAAAACGAGAUGAAGAAGUACAGCAGUACAGGGAACAGGAGGAGGAAAUGGAGGAACGGAAGAGGAAGUUAAGAAGUGGGGUGCAACUCCAACAACAGAAGAACAAAGACAUGGAGCAGCUGAGGAUCAGUCUCGCACAAGAGCUCUCAAAAUAUAAGGCUAUGCUUCCCAAAAGCCUGGAACAGGCUGACGCUCCCACUUCUCAGGCAGGUGGAAUGGAGAAACAGUCUCAAGGGAUUGAACUCAGGACCUUGCAAUUGUGAGGCAGGCACGGUGCCAUUGAGCUAAGUCCUCUGCCGUUCAUAACUAUUUUAACUUAUUUUUUUGUAACUUUCUAGAAUUUUCACUUACUGUCUUAUCUCAAUAUAAUUAAUUAUACUUACCAUUUGGGAGACUAUUUUAACUUUAUAACUGGGGGCAAGGAUCUGCUAAACACGGUAUGUAGACAGUAAAAAGAAUGACUAAAGAAACGAAACUAAACAAUCUCAAGCAUUUUUUUGCUUUUGACAGGGUCUGGCUAUGUAGUUCAGGCUAGCCUCAAAUUUACUGUGUAUCUCGGGCUGGCUUUGAACUCACAGCGAUCCUCCUGCCUCAGCCUUCCAAGUGUUGGGAUCACAGGUGUGUGCCACCAUGCCUGGCACUCUCAAGCAUUUUAGUAACUGUGUGAAGUUAACCUGAGCACAGAAAAUUUUUAACUACCUCCUCUCAUCACCAUCACAUAGGCAAUGACUUGUUAUGUUCUGCAUAGGAAGCACUCAGUGUUGGGGAAAGUCAUCCCUGAUCAUAUGUAACUUACAGUGCAGCAUCUAUCUCAACAUAGCCUGCAGUAUUUAGAAACUGGAGGUUCCUUAUUACAUAAAAUUUUCUUCUGUAUUAUUUCAAGUUAGAGAAAGCAUAAACUUACUUUUUUUUUUUCCUAAAUCUUACAGGGGCUGUUUAGAACUGUAUGGGAGAAUCUGCAACACAGAAACAACCAAAAAUACUUCCUAGCAAAGAUUUAAUUACCAAGUACCCUUUUGGACAUGCCUUUUCCCAAACAGACAAGGAGUGCCAGAAACUGGGAAGCAAUUCACCCUGUGAAAAUUGCAAAUACUGGCUCAAGUGAUUCUAUCGUUGGCUGGAAAAACAAAAGCCAGCUCUUUGCUGGAUUCAACUUCAUAGGCCACUGGUACUGACCUGAAUGAGCUGAGGAAUGGAAAAAUGCCUUAUCUUCCAGCAAAUGCCUCAUCUUCCAGCAGCAACCCUCACAUGCACGCUGAGUAAAGGAUAAAUGUAUAGAUAUAUCUUGCAGUAUUAUGAAGAAUGUAUCUUGCCUUGUGUUGACCCAAACAAAAAACAUUUUGGGGGACAAAAAGCCAAUUUUCCUUAUAUGGGUUUACAAUUUGAAUUCUUUUGUGCCAUGAGUGUUAAGAUUUUAAAUGAAUCCACUUACAAAAUUUACUUUUUCUUAAGGGCUAUGCAGACUCAAUUUACUCUUAAAAUUUUUGUCAAGAUAAUUUUCACAGUACUCUACGACAAACCAGACUUUGAGAAAAGAAAGCAAUUCAGAUCUGAAUGUAAUGCUUUAAAAACCACUGUAUUCAGAUUUUCCCCAAAUGAUCUGAAGUGAAUUUUGGGUCAGAAUGAUCUACUCAAUCAAAAACAAAAACUGAGCGACUGGAAAGAAGCAAUCACUUUAUCUGGUUAUGGCACGCACGCAGGCUUUCAGAGCCUAUUGUUUUGAUCCUCUAAGUACAGGCCCCAGUGAAAAACACUGGGGAGAGUUGACCUCUCUGUGAGAAAAGGUUCAAGAACUUUUUCCACAUUUAAAUUUUGCCUUAAAUUCUACCAUACUGCCUCUGACAUUUGAAAGCCUGUAUAGUUCUCUAGGAACUGAUUUUUUAAAAACGCCAUUUUAUCACAGACCAGUUUGUGCACCCCUGGCUAUUUUAUGUCUUGAAGUUUCCCUGAAAGGGAGUAAAGCUCUUUUCUAUAGGUCUGGGUCUGUUUAACUGUAUUUUUUUUUUGUUGGUACCGAGGAUCAAACUCAGGACCUUGCGGUUGCAAGGCAGACACAGUACCACUGAGCUAAAUCUCCAGCCCUGUUUAACUCUAUUCUUGAUAGCCAUAGGUCAGAGAAAAUAACUCAUCUGAACAACUGUUCUAAAAGCAAUAGAUGUGUAUUUGAUGGUGUUAUAUUCUAAAUAAAACUCAUCAGCAUGGGGUUAUGUAGAAAAGCAAUUUAUUCCAUUAUAAGCACUUACAUAGUUAAGUCAUGGAGAGUAACAGGCCUGCUGGUGAAACAGGUCACCUAAAAUGGAGAUGGUAUUAAACUAGUGGUCAAGGACUAACUUCUUAAAAAAAAAAAAGCAAAAAGCAACUCUUAUCAGGGAUUAAUUUAAUUUUAAAAA